AUGUAUAGUCUGCUUCGUGACGAUCAGUUAUUUGAACGGUGUGAUCCACAUAUCCCAUUUGACGCAAAUGAUAUGGUCAACGGUUACGCACCUGAAUUUCGUGGUUCAUUUAAUCUCAACUGGGAACAUCCAUAUAAUCCUACAGAUGUUGCAGCUUACGCACAGGCUGUUACUGUCCCGGCUAAAAUCUGCAAAUAUAAGAAACCGAUGGCUGAUGCUGUAUUUCCACAAGUUCCAGCGAUAAAUAUUGAGGAACCUGAGUUUGUUUCUAUACUGCCGUUACUGAUUGCUGCUAGGCAUCAUAACGUUGAUAUUCACCAAUACCAUAUUGUAAGUGAAAGGAAUUCAUUCCGAAAAAUUGCAAUGAACAAUGAAGACUAUGUCAUAAGUGUGCAGAAAUUUCGCGAAACAUUAUUUCUCAGACGUCAUGAUGAACGAAACAACAAUAGAUCUAGUAUCGGCCAUCGAUUCGAGAGACUAUGCACACCUACUUAUGACAUGAAUGCUUCUUACUAUCAAUUAGUAGAAGGGACAAUAGGCAAUUUAAGAACAUUAAUAUCUGCUGAAACUGAUGCAGUAUUUGACCAUGAAGAUCCUGUUGAACUCAAAUGUAGCUACAGUAAUCAUCUGGCCGAUGAUAGGCGAUCUGACGUUUGGUUGCAGGCAUUUCUUAGCGGGGUUAAAAGGAUCAUAUUUGGCCAAUAUUCAGAAACCGUGUAUGCAACAAGGCUUAAAGGCGAAAUUCAGAAUAUCUCUGUGGAAACAUUGAUUGAAGAGAUUGUUAAGGACACAUUAAUAUCGACACUGCACCGGGUCCUUCAGUUUCUUUCAGAACGUGUUAAUGAGAAUCAAGUUUAUCUAUUAUCACGUCGUUUUGAUCACCGGGCAGGAAGACAUGGCUUGUAUUUGUACACAGUUGGUGAACAAGACCGAAUACGGCUGACAUUUAUUCGCAGAGAGACGUUUGAUGAAGUGAACAACACUAAUCCAGUCAUUACACAACAAAUGUCUAUAACUUCCGAAGAUCCACAAGCUGCGAAUUAA
Messenger RNA from Adineta ricciae, 1044 nucleotides. NCBI's taxonomy places the organism in Eukaryota, Metazoa, Rotifera, Eurotatoria, Adinetida, Adinetidae. The record is from the annotation of a GenBank genome assembly.